GCUUUCUUGAUUACUGGGGGCUUUCUCAGUUGAGAUGAGGAAACCUUUUUACUGUUGAUCAUAAGUUUGCACUAUUAACCCUUUAGAUAGGCCUGUGCAAAAAAAGUGUCUGGCUUUUAUAUGAAGUUCUAUUGAGUAUAACAACUCAUAGUGUGCGUGCAUUAAUACUUACAGAGUUUUGGUAGAUUCAGUGUUAAAUCAUAGAUUCCACAUAUAGAAGUUUGAGUUGACAGAUCUUCAGAUUGUCUGUAAAUCUGUUGAGUAACAUGAUUUGGUCUUUGUCUCCAGCAGGAUGAAGCAUUUGUGAAUCAGAUGCCUCAUCAGAACCAGCAGCAUGUGGAGGUUGUAGCCAGUAGGGAACAAAAUCGGAUCCCUGAACCACAACCUGAGGAGCAGCAACAGAAUGAACCUGAGAGACCUCAGCAGAGAGACUUAAUAAUAAAUGGAAGAGUCCGUGGGGUUCUGCGUGGUCUUCAGUCUGCUCGUCCUCUCAGAAGAAUGAGAGAACAGCAGGAUGAAGCAUUUGUGAAUCAGAUGCCUCAUCAAAACCAGCAGCAUGUGGAGGUUGUAGCCAGUAGGGGACAAAAUCGGAUCCCUGAACCACAACCUGAGGAGCAGCAACAGAAUGAACCUGAGAGACCUCAGCAGAGAGAUUUAGUAAUAAAUGGAAGAGUCUGUGGGGUUCUGCGUGGUCUUCAGUCUGCUCGCCCUCUCAGAAGAAUGAGAGAACAGGUUAGUCAGUCUUUACUCAGUCUUAGAAUUAAGAAUAUGUCUACACUGAAUGUGCUUUUCCAGAAUUGUUCCCAAAAGAAAGUUGUGGUCAAAUUAAGACUCAAAAUCCCCCCAGAGAGGAUGAAAACUCCCUCAACAGCACACAAGGGUUAGAAGUGUUGUAUCUGAAACUGACAGCGAGAGAUUUUCAUGAUUAUGUCUGUUCUUCAGCAGGACGACAUUGUUAAUCUCCAGAACCCUCCUCUCCGGCAACCUCGGCCUGGUCCACCGCCUACCUACAUUCGCAGGACGGUGGUGGGCAGCAUUGGAGAUUUUGCACGCCAUUGAUGAGGAGCCUGAAAGAUCAGCCUCAAAGAUGAACAAAGAAAUCAAUAAAGAGAUUUUUAAACAGAGUUCUGGAUCUGUAUUUAUGCUUUAAAGAGCAUCUUGUCAAUGUCACAGCCUACCUGAGUAUUGUUACUGACCAUGUCCAUCUCUUUAUCACCACAGUGUAUGACCAUACGGGUGGGUUUCCUCCGGU
Molecule: messenger RNA, 1252 nt
Organism: Danio rerio (zebrafish)
Lineage: Eukaryota; Metazoa; Chordata; Actinopteri; Cypriniformes; Danionidae
Source: RefSeq, a predicted model, not a curated record